AUGGAGAGGGUUGAAGGGCUGUUGAAGAACCUGAAGCUGUCGAAGAGGGAGAAGAAAGGAGUCAAGAUCGGGUGGAGGGGAUCUGGGAAGGCCGGGGUAGUGGAGCCUCAAGCCUUAGCGAAGCUGCUGUCUGAAAAACCUGUGUUUGUGGAGGCGAUGGCUGAAACCCUAGGCAGGAUUUGGUGCCCAAUCAAAGGAAUAGACUGCAAGGACGUAGGAGACAAUACAUUCCUGAUCACUUUUGGGCAUGAGUCGGGCAAAAAGAUGGCACUAGAGAGCGGACCUUGGGAGUUUGGAAACGAUCUGUUGGUGAUGGAAGACUUUGUACCCGCGAAGAUGAUAAAGGAUUACACCUUUGAGACAACACCGAUAUGGGUUCGGAUCUUGCGUCUACCCCUUGGUAUGACGAACAGAGAAGUUGGAGAAGCCAUCGGACAGGAGAUUGGGGAGGUCCUUGACGUGGAAGCUAGAGCAGAUGCAUCUCUAAACCCACCCAAGACUCACAAGCCAAGCUCACUACUCCUACGUGCUACGUGCUUAACCAUCCCGAUCGAAGCCAAGCGCAAUGGCGUCCUCCAGCAAGGCCUGCGCCACCGCCACCCUCCUUCUGCUGCUGGCCCUCGCCGUCGCCACGGCUGCCGGCGCGUCGAAGCGGAGCAUCGCGUCGGAGGCGAAUCCGAGGCCGGUGGGGAAGGUCAUCGUGACGGAGCCCCUGGUCCCGACGUCAGCGCCGGCCGGCGCGGCGAAGCGCAGCAUCGCGUCGGAGGCCAACCCGAGGCCGGUGGGGAAGGUCAUCGUGACGGAGCCCCCCAUCCCGACGUCGGCGCCGGCCGGCGCGGCGAAGCGGAGCAUCGCGUCGGAGGCCAACCCGAGGCCGGUGGGGAAGGUCAUCGUGACGGAGCCCCCGGUCCCGACGUCGGCGCCGGCCGGUGCGGCGAAGCGGAGCAUCGCGUCGGAGGCCAACCCGAGGCCGGUGGCGAAGGUCAUUGUGACGGAGCCCCCGGUCCCGACGUCGGCGGAGGUGGACGUUUCGGCGACGUGCGGUCGCUGCUGGAGCUGAGCCCGUGCCUGGCCUUCUUCAGGGACGCGGGCACAUUGAAGGCGCCGGCGGGGUGCUGCAAGGGCGGCGGCAUCGUCCAAGACCAGCCGGCGUGCCUGUGCCACAUCUUCAACCACACCCUGGAGCGGGCCAUCGGCGUCGACAUCCCCGUCGACCGCGCGCUCGGCCUCAUCAGCGACGUCUGCCGCCUCACGCUGCUGCAGGACAUCAUGAGCAGCUGCGACGGCGGCGUGCCGGCGCUGUACGUGUGCCCGGCGCCCUCGGCCUGAAUCGCGCGCCUGAUAUCUGUCGAUCCAGGAGGAGAUGCGUGAGUAAAAGGUGGCAGCCCCUCUUCCAAGUAAGACGAAAGAUGCAUACGAAUGCAGCUUAUCAUAGAUACUCCAUACUAAUUGGAGUUUCGAAUUAGCAACACAUGGAAAGGAUAUGAUACUAGCUACCAUAUCGAUCUUGGGCACACUCUGGUUACAGAAGUAUGUACUGUCUCGACGCAUAAUGAUCAAUAUAUAAGAAACAAAUAAUAUUAUAUA
Messenger RNA from Triticum aestivum (bread wheat), 1587 nucleotides. RefSeq lists its product as uncharacterized. The transcript has 4 exons. Lineage: Eukaryota; Viridiplantae; Streptophyta; Magnoliopsida; Poales; Poaceae. The record is from RefSeq and is a predicted model, not a curated record. Bases 1 to 1329 code for a protein of 442 amino acids.